Molecule: messenger RNA, 1383 nt
Organism: Ustilaginoidea virens
Lineage: Eukaryota; Fungi; Ascomycota; Sordariomycetes; Hypocreales; Clavicipitaceae
Exons: 1
Coding region: 1-1383 (460 amino acids)
Source: RefSeq, a predicted model, not a curated record
AUGCCGGCCCAGCUAACUGGGCCAGUGGGCGCCAGCAUUCCAAUUCAUGUUGCCAGUGAGCAGGCAAACAACUAUCGCAAGCAACACAAGCACUCGCGCUCAUCUUACUCAGAAUCGUCCCCUCUGGCCAACUCGCGAAACAACUCGCUGACCUUGCGUCCUCCCAAGAGACACAUGUCGUCCCCCGACAAGACUAUUGCCGUCACCAACGCAAGUGGGCGUCAGGCUGCUUCCUUUAUCCGUGUUGCGACUGCCGUCGGCUACCGCGUUCGAGCCCAGUUGAGGAACCUUGAGGGUGUGGUUGCGACCGAAGUCUCGACGAAUCCAAACGUAACUGUCAUUGUCGGAGAGUUGUAUACCAGGCACCAGCCGACGGAAGAGAACAAAGAUGUCACGCAGAAUGGUCCCAUUUCUGGCGUGGGCGUCAAUCACGACCUGAUAUCGAAUCUCUUUCGCGGGGCCAAACUUGCCUUCAUAAACACCACGUUCUACGGCGAUGAAGUGCAAAUUGGCAAGGCUCUGGCCGACGCUGCCAACAAGGCUGGCGUCGAACACUACAUAUACUCCUCCAUGCCCGACCACGCCGCUUACAACAAAAACUGGCCAUCUCUGCCGCUCUGGGCGGCCAAGCACAAGGUGGAAGAGUACGUUCGGGAACUCGACCUCCCGGCCACCUUUGUCUACACUGGGAUAUACAACAAUAAUUUUACUUCGCUCCGUUAUCCCCUAUUUUGCAUGGACCUGCAAGAGGACGGGUCCUUUGUAUGGCAAGCACCGUUUCACGAGGACGCUAAGCUGCCCUGGCUAGACGCCGAGCAUGAUGUCGGUCCGGCGAUACUGCAGAUUUUCAAGGAUGGCGCAUCACAGUGGAAAAGCCAUCGUAUUGCCCUUGCCUACGAGUAUCUGUCCCCAAAAGAGGCAUGCAAACUCUUUGCCCGAGGAGUUGGCCACCCGGUGCACUAUGUUAGAGGCCCCAUCGAGAUCAAGGUGCGAAUCCCGGCGGGAUACCGAGAACAGCUGGAAGCCCUCGAGAAGCUAUUCAGGGUGGACGAAAAGGAUCCCAAAAAACAACCGCCCUAUUUUGGCGACAUGAAGCUGGAAAUCAGCUGCCCCACAGAAGCUCUCGAGCUGUGGGAAGGUCCCAGGGGCCUGGAAGAGUACGCACGGGAAAUGUUUCCUUUGGAAGAGGAAGCCAACGGAUUGACGUGGAUGCUGGACGACGACGACAUUGACCAAAGGUCGACGGCCGAUGAGAAGCUAAAUGCGGCAACUACGUCGGUCGAGCAGCUAAGAAUUCACGAUGAAGAUGAAGAAGACGAUUCAGAAGAUGAAGGCCUAGUGAUGAGGGGCCUGAAGAGAGACGAGGAACAAUGGCUAGCAUAG